This is a messenger RNA of Vanrija pseudolonga, 7424 nucleotides long. It is a transcript of the gene hrp3, whose product is annotated as Chromodomain helicase hrp3. The transcript is spliced from 29 exons. Gene Ontology annotation, molecular function: chromatin binding; histone binding; zinc ion binding. The record is from RefSeq and is a predicted model, not a curated record. NCBI's taxonomy places the organism in Eukaryota, Fungi, Basidiomycota, Tremellomycetes, Trichosporonales, Trichosporonaceae. Gene Ontology annotation, biological process: regulation of transcription by RNA polymerase II; nucleosome organization; DNA-templated transcription. Gene Ontology annotation, cellular component: nucleus; chromatin. The coding region runs from base 295 to 6363 and encodes 2022 amino acids.
UCACACCCACCUCGGUGCCAGCAAGCAUAGCAUCAAACUCACCUUGUGCAUUGUAAAGAGUCUCUUCGUCAACGUCGCUGGGACCAUCCACCACCCAAACCGCCCGACACCGGUCAGCACUCUAGACACCCGUGUCACCCACCCAAUCCGACGCCGACGUCGGACGACCCACCCGCCUGGCGGCCACCACCUCCCCCCACCGACACAAAACCUGCGUAGUACCACCAUCCAGCUCGCCAUCAUUGCCAGCCGUCGAGGACACAGGUAACACCUUCCCCCAUCGACACCGCAACCAUGCAGUCUGAGGAGUCAUCCCCAGAACCGCCGCAGAGGGGGUCUCCCGGCCACGUCUCUGCAGCUACUGGCAACAAUGGAGGUAGCGCUCUGCCAGCACCGCGGCAGAUCAUCCUCAAGCCUCCACGCCCCGCAUCCGAUGACGACCUCACUCCCGAGCCAUCUGACGACGACGCGGACGAGGAAGGCGAGGACGAGGUAGACAUGGACAGUGAAGCACCUGCCACGGGUCUCGUCUCGAGAAACGACAGCGACUCUGAGCAGGACGAGGAGUCGGAGGACGACUUCGACGAUGACGAUGGUGACGGCGAUGACGACCCAGAUUUUGGCGACCAGCCGAAGAAAAAGGCUGUCAAGCUGCCCAAAGUCGUCAAGAAGCCCGCUCCCACUGUCUUCCCCUCCAAGCGCCCUCAGUCUGACUCGUCGGACGAGGACUACGCAACCAAGUCGCACAAGAAGAAGUUCUUCCAGCGCUCGGGUGCCAACUCUCGCGGCACCGCGACGCCUGACACGACCUUUGGCGACUCGGACACGGGGUCUUGGCGCCGAGGAGCUGCCCGCAAGGUUGUCACCUACAACGAGGCGAGCGUGGACUAUGGCCUGGACAGCGAGGGCGACGAGGACGUCAUGUACUAUGACAAGGAGGCUCCAUUGAUUGAGAACGGAACAGCCGAUGAAAUCGACCUCGUGCUCUCUCACAGCCGCGAUGAGGAGCAUGCAGGCGAUGAGAAGGACAACCCUCACACCAAUCUGCGAUUCCACAUCAAGUGGAAGGAGUACAGCCAUAUCCACAACACCGACGAGAUGUACGCCUUCCUCAAGGGCUACAAGGGCUUCAAGAAGGUGGAAAACUACAUCCAGAAGGUUUGGCAGGUCGAGCAGGCCUACCAUCACCCUGCCCCAGAUGCCAAGUGGAAGCCCACUCGCGAGGACCUGGAGCAGUACGAGAUCGAUCGCGAACGAGUGCGUGAGCUCCAGGACAGCUAUAAGACCGUGGAGCGUAUCGUUGGUGAGAGGGACGACAAGCGUGAUGGCGAGCGCACGACGCAGUUCUUGGUCAAGUGGACCAACCUGCAGUAUGCCGAGUGCACCUGGGAGAAGUAUGACGAUAUCAAGGACCAGGCUCAGGAAGCCAUUGCCGCCUUCCACGCACGGGAGGCUCGCCCAACUGUCCCAGCGCGCUCGGCUUCGUACCCAGUGCACGGUCGUCCAGCAUACCAGAAGAUUGCCGAGGACCCCGAGUACUUGCACGUUGGCGGCGCUCUCAAGCCUUUCCAGCUCACUGGGCUGAACUGGCUUGCUUAUCGCUGGUCGCAGGGUGGGCACGGUGCCAUGCUUGCAGACGAGAUGGGCCUCGGCAAGACUGUCCAGUCAGUCAGUUUCCUGUCGUACUUGUUCCACACCCAGCGGCAGUACGGCCCAUUCCUUGUCGUCGUUCCUCUGUCUACAAUCAACGCUUGGCAGAUGCAGUUCAACACAUGGGCCCCCGAUCUCAAUGUCAUCGUCUACAUGGGCUCUGCUGCUUCCAGGGAUAAAAUUCGUGAAACCGAGUUUGGACCACCAAAGAACCUCAAGUUCAACGUUCUCCUCACCACAUAUGAGUUUAUCCUGAAGGACCGCCAGGACCUCCAGCAGAUCAAGUGGCAGGUCCUCGAGGUCGAUGAAGCCCAUCGCCUCAAGAACAGCGACGCGCAGCUCUACGAGGCGCUGUCAAGCUUCUCCACGGGCUUCAGGCUGUUGAUCACAGGCACGCCCCUCCAAAACAACGUCAAGGAACUUUUGGCGCUCCUCCAUUUCGUGGAGCCAGAGCAGUUCGAGUUGGCCAAUGACUUUGAGCUCGGUGAUGCCGAGCAGGAGGGCAAGAUCAAGGCCCUGAACAGCCAGCUCGAGACCCUAAUGCUGCGUCGUUUGAAGAAGGACGUGGUCAAGGAGCUGCCCACCAAGUCCGAGUCCAUUCUCCGUGUGGAGAUGUCGGGUUUGCAGCAACACUAUUACAAGAACAUCCUUACCAAGAACUUCGCCGUCCUCAGCAAGGGUGGCACCCAGAACGUGUCGCUCAUGAAUGUGGCCAUGGAGUUGAAGAAGGCGGCCAAUCACCCAUACCUGUUCGACGGAGCAGAGGACCGGAACAAGCCUCUUCACGAGCAGCUCCGUGGUCUUGUCAUGAACAGUGGCAAGAUGGUCCUCCUGGACAAGCUCCUUGCUCGACUGAAAGCCGAUGGCCACCGUGUCCUCAUCUUCAGUCAGAUGGUCAGGCUACUCGACAUCAUUUCCGACUACAUGAUGGCACGCGGCUAUGUUCACCAGCGUCUGGAUGGUACAGUCCCAAGUGACGUGCGAAAGAAGAGUAUCGAGCACUUCAACGCCCCUGGAUCACCCGACUUUGCAUUCCUUCUGUCGACGCGUGCUGGUGGAUUGGGCAUCAACCUCGAGACGGCGGACACGGUCAUCAUCUUUGACAGCGACUACAACCCUCAAAACGAUCUCCAGGCAAUGGCGCGCGCUCACCGAAUUGGACAAACGCGCCACGUCAACAUCUACAGAUUCGUGACCAAGGGCACCAUCGAGGAAGAUAUUCUUGAGCGUGCCAAGCGCAAAAUGAUUCUCGAGUAUGCCAUCAUCAACCAAACGGACACGAGCGGUGGUCACAUCAACGGUACCUCCACCCCCAAGGACAAGAGCGGUGACUUCUCUAAGGAGGAGCUCGCUGCCAUUCUCAAGUUCGGUGCAAGGUCAAUGUUCCAGGCCGAUGAGGCUGCUCAGAACCAGAAGCUCGACGCCAUGGAUCUGGACGACAUUCUCACCAAGGCCGACAACUUCGACACCGAGGCAACUGCCGCACCAGCGGGUACCUCGUCUGGUGGUGAAGCUUUCUUGGCACAGUUUGCUGCCAUUCAAGAUGUCAAGAACGACCUUGAUGACCUCAGCUGGGACGACAUUAUCCCCGUCGAGGAGCGAGUCAAGCUGGACGAGGAGGAGAGCCGGGCUCUGCAGGCCGAGGAGCUGGGCUCUCGCAAGCGUGCCGCGGCGCGUGCCCCUGGUGCCUAUGAAGGCAUGGACGAGGCCGACCCGGACCUCGAUGCCGAGCGUGGAAGCAAGGCCGCUUCACCUGCAGAGAAGAAGGCCAAGAUUUCUGGGCCAAGGAAGAGCAAUGCGCAGCGGGCCAUUGAACUCAAGGAUCGUGACCUGCGCGUGCUCAUCCGUGGGUUACAGAAAUGGGGCCCAAUCCGCACCCGCUAUGACACCAUUGUCGACGAGGCCAAGCUGUCGGCAAAGAACCGCGUCGUGGUUAUCCAGACGUGUGACGAGAUUCUGGCCCAAGCUGAGGAGGCUGUCGCUGCCCACAAAGCCGAACUUCGGGGCAUGCAGGAGCGAGGUGAGGUAAUCUCAUCCUCCCUUCGCCAGAAGGCCAUUCUCUUCUCCUUCCGGGGCAUCCAGGGCAUCAACGCCGAAACUGUUGUUGCACGCCACUACGAACUGAAGGCCCUUGUCGAACAUUUCAAGCGGGUUGAGGAUCCCGACAACUACGCGAUCCCCCAUGACAACCUCAAGCCAACAAUGAACUGGUCCGUGGAGUGGGGUGCAAUCCACGACUCCAAGCUUCUUGUCGGUGUCUGGAAGUAUGGCUUUGGCGCCUGGGACCAGAUCAAGGCGGACCCUGCGCUCCAGCUCGCAGACAUGAUCUUCCUUGAAGAUCCCAAGGUCGUCAAGGACCCCAGUGCCCCGAAAGCGGGUAUCCCGGGACCCAUACAUCUCGUUCGCCGCGGUGACUACCUCUGUGGUUUGAUCCGCGAAUAUGAGGAGAACCGCCGUAUGCUCAUCGAGCAACAGGCGGUCAUUGAGAGCAUGCCGGUCAAGGAGGGCUUUGGAUACGACCACCCGCCAUUGCCAGUGCCUUCAGGCUUUGCUCCGAGCACCAGCUCGACUCGCGCUGCACCAGCUUCUCGUUCUGGCGGUGGUGGGGCCAGUGCGUCUGCGGCGGCGGCUGCUGCUGCUGCUGCUGGUGACAAGGGCAAGAGAAGAAAGACUCCGGAGUACACGGAUUCGGAGGACGAGGAGAGUUACGAGUCGAUGGACGAGGAUGCCGUCAAAGAGGCCCUUCGUCCAGCCAAGAAGCAUUUGAAAAAGCUCAAGUCUGGUACCGAGCAUCUCAGCCGCGAGGAGAAGAUUGCCGCUCUCAAGGAAUGUGUGGCAGGCAUCGGCUCUCGAAUCGACGAAAUCGUGACGGAGAAGACGGCACUUGGCCAGGAUGGUUCCAAGUGGCGCAAGCACUGCUGGGUCUUUGCCAGUUUCUUCUGGCCAAGACAAGGCGUCAACUACGCCAAACUCAUGGACAUCCAUUCAAAGCUUGGAGCUCAAGGAAAGGAGUCAAGUCCGGCGCCCAAAAAGGCAAAGGCGAAGCGCAAGGGAGACGGUAGUGACCCGGACCCGUUCGCCGCAACCGCUAUGCUGCAUGUGUCGCGUGCCGCGUUGCGCGGAGCGUGUGCUCUCAGGAUCGGCCGUCGUGCACGCGAUGCACAGAAACGGGGACGCAGUACCGAGGAGUCACCGACCGACGACCCCGGACUGUCACGGACCAACAGUAUACCCUCGCUGCACGGAAUCCCGCGACCGGUGCUCGACCGGCAUCUCGAGGCCUUCUUCACGUACGUCUACCCGAUCCAAGCGAACGCCAUUGUCCAUCGCGGAACACUGCUACGAGACGUUGCCGACGGACGCGUAGCACGCAAGGUCAUUCUGGCCAUCUGCGCUGUCGCCGCGCGGUUUGUGUCACCGCCCACCACGUCUACACCGCCCGGUGCACCGCCUCCGCCGUUAGCGGGUAGCGUCGCCGCCCAGGCCUGGGGGACCGAGUCCAAGGCUGCCCUUAUGGAGGACGACAUGAGCCUUGACAACGUGACCACCGCCCUCAUCCUCGCCAAGCAUGAGAUCAACUCCGGCCGCUUCGGCCGUGGCUUUGUCCUGGCGGCUGUGGCGACCCGCACAGCACUGGCGCUUGGCCUCCAUCGCGAGCUCCCUCCCGACGACCCCGCAUCGGUAACUGAGCGCGAAACGCGACGACGGCUCAUGUGGGGCUGCUACUCGCUGGACAGAAUGAUGUCAACAGGCGUGGCAGAGUUCCUUGCGGUUCCAGCAAGGAGCAUGAGCAUCCGCUUGCCCUGUGACGAUCAGCAGUACCAGUUCGCCAUACCGACCGAGGUACCUGUCCCCGCUAUUGAAACAGAGGGCGAAGGGGAAGCGCUGCAGGAGCGCUACAACGAUGUCGGUAUCCUCGGUCAUCAUCUCAGGCUGCAGGGUAUCCGGGCGAUUGUCUUGCGCAGCUCAAGGAACAGAAACGCCGCGGUCGACCUGCCACCAUGGGAGCCAGGAUCAACAUUCGCUGUGGCGGAACGCAAGCUCAAUGCGUGGCGGGCCUCGCUUCCACCUCAGUUCCAGCUCGAACGAGAGACAAUCUACGCACGGCAUUAUCAGAAUCAGCUCACGCCACUCGUGAUGCUUCAUGUCUGGUACGAGAUCAACCAUGCCGAAUUGUACCGCCUCGCGAUGCCUGGCUUCCCGGAAUCACUCGAGCCUGGGAUCGCUGCGGCCGCGCCUCCAGGAUGGAUCGAGACAACUCGUGACGCCUGCUACGCCCAUGCGCAGAUGGUGGCCAGGACGAUCCGACACGUCUGCAGCAUUGUUGACCAGGACACGUUACUCUUCGGUGACAAUGCCCUUCCAAUCUGCGUCCUAGAAAGCGCGGCAGAGCUUGCAGAGCUUAGCGCAGACAUCGAGAUCAUGGAUGCCUUCCUUAUGAGGAUGGCUGUUCACUUCAGACAAGCAAAGUGGCUCGCCGAUGCCUUUGGCUUCACUGAGACGACGUACAACAUGACAGAGUGGAACACGGCCCCGCUCGAAGUCAACCACGAGGACGUCAAUGCCAUCUUGGGGCAGUUUGAACAGACGCAGACGGGAACGGGUGGCAUGGGGUCAUUCCUCGCCACGUUUGCCGACUGGGUGGCCACGGGCUACGAUCCGAGUGUCAACAUGACCAGCGACCAAGCGACCUUUGGCUCGUCCGGAAUCUAACAUAGAAUAGAAGCCAUCGCUGAGCGCGGCACAGGCUGAGGCACUAUUUGAUACAAUGAAUAUAUAAUAUGUUGUCCACACGCUCGCGCCUACGAGCUGCUACCCUCGCCAGUGCCCGAGUUGCUGCCCUCGCGGUAGGCGGCAAAGACCUCGUCCCAGGCCUUCUUGCCGCCCGACUCGAUCACGUCGCCGUGGCAGGGAAUGAUGAGGUCAAACUUGGCGGCGAAGAUGGGCGCGAGCUGCUUGAUGCCGAGCUCCUUGUCCUUGAUGACGUCGUUGGCGAACCGCGAGUGGAGGAUACCGCCCGGGCUGAGCGAGUGGCCGCCGCCGAGCAGACGAAUCCAGUACGGCAGCCCGCCGGCGCGCGAGUACUGCUCCGUCGCGGGGAGGUUGAAGAGCAGGUCGGCCUCGAGGAGGGUGCCGGAGGGGUGGUGGAUCGCAGCGAGCUCGUCGUUGACGUGCGCCGAGACGUUGACGAGGGUGAUCUCGUCCUCAAAGCCAUACUUCUUGUCCUCGCCACCGGCACGGAAGAGGCCAGCCCACUUGACCUCGGGCUUCUGGUGGCCGAAGCGCUUGACGCCAAUCGCCUGCGCGUCGGGGAACUGCUCGGCCCAGGCCUUGAUGUUCAUUCCGUGCUCGCCGUCCGGGGUGACGAGCCACUUGACCUUGCCGCCGAGCUUCUUGAGGGCCUCGUCGGUAGCGUUGGUGUAAGGGUGCGAGACGUAGACGAAGAUGUCCUCGCCGUUCUGGAGACGGAUGGCGGUCGAGCGUCCGCCGAUCGGGACCCAGCCGAAGCGCGCAAAGGGGAUGCUGAAGGUGAGCAGGCCGGGGACGACCUCGCGAAUCACGAGGUUGGCAUCGCGAGGGUCGGAGGAACCGGAAGCGAGCUGGUCGAAGGGCGUGCUGCUGGCCAUUGUUGCGAAGAAACGGUGUGCGAGUGGCGACUUUGAAGAGAGGGAUAGAGGGUUGUAACGACGAAGGGCAAUGUUCAUGAGAAGAGAUCUCGUGUGUUAAUCGAGGAGGCGCGAGGUGUUUGCGCUACACCGAAGGCAGAAAUCGAG